GGGGGGGCGCGGGUGGGGGGCGCGUCCAGCGCCGUUCCCCGGCCCCUCGGCCAUGCGGUCGGUGAGCUACGUGCAGCGCGUGGCGCUGGAGUUCAGCGGGAGCCUCUUCCCUCACGCCGUCUGCCUCGGCGACGUCGACAACGACGGGUUGAAUGAGCUGGUCGUGGGCGACACCAACGGGAAGCUGUCUGUGUACAAGAAGGACGACGGCCGGCCGUGGCUCACCUGCGCGUGCCAGGGGAUGUUGACCUGCGUUGGGGUUGGAGACGUGUGUAAUAAAGGAAAGAACCUAGUGGUGGCGGUGAGCGCCGAAGGCUGGUUCCACUUGUUUGACCUGACGCCCGCCAGGGCCUUGGAUGGCUCAGGACACCACGAAGCCCUGGCCGGGGAGGAGCAGCGACCCGUCUUCAAGCAGCACAUCCCGGCCAACACCAAGGCCAUGCUGGUCAGCGACAUCGAUGGGGACGGACGCUGCGAGCUCGUGGUGGGUUACACGGACCGCGUGGUGCGGGCCUUCCGCUGGGAGGAGCUGGCCGAGGGCAGCGAGCACCCGACCGGCCAGCUGGUGUCCCUCAAGAAGUGGGUGCUGGAAGGCCAGGUGGACAGUCUGUCUGUGACCGUGGGGCCGCUGGGUGUGCCGGAGCUAAUGGUGUCCCAGCCGGGCUGUGCCUACGCGGUUCUGCUCUGCACCUGGCGCCGGGACUCAGGGGUGCCCCCCACCUCCGAGGGCACCACGGAGGGCAGCAGGGACACCCCCGCUCCCCGGGACGUGGAGACCCACCAGACGUCCGGCCGGAUCCACAACAAGAACGUGUCCACGCACCUCAUCGGCAACAUCAAGCAGGGUCACAACCCCGAGCGCGGCGGCUCUGGCCUCUUCGCCCUGUGCACGCUGGACGGAACCCUGAAGCUGAUGGAGGAGGCCGACAAGCUGCUGUGGUCCGUGCAGGUGGAUCACCAGCUGUUCGCCCUGGAGAAGCUGGAUGUCACGGGCAAUGGGUGUGAGGAGGUGGUGGCGUGUGCGUGGGACGGACAGACGUACAUCAUCGACCACAACCGCGCUGUCGUCCGCUUCCAAGUCGAUGAGAAUGUCCGGGCCUUCUGUGCAGGCCUGUACGCCUGCAAAGAGGGCGGCAACAGCCCCUGCCUGGUGUACGUCACCUUCAACCAGAAGAUCUACGUGUACUGGGAGGUGCGGCUGGAGCGCAUGGAGUCCACCAGCCUGCUCAAGCUGCUCGAGGCCGAGCCCCAGUACCGCAGCCUGCUGCGGGAGCUGGACGUGGAUCCCGAUGACCUCCCUGCAGUCCGCAGCCUGCUCCGCCGGGCACUCUACCACCCGGACCAGCCUCUGCCCUGCGCCCCGACCGGCCCCCAGGACGCCACCUAGCCGGGCUCAGCGAGCCCGCCGCCCAUCCUACCCCCAGUCCUCGCCAGCCCUGGCAGGAUGGAGGUGGACAUGGCGGGGGUGCGGGGAUGAGCUGGUGGCAGGGCCCUGCCCGUCACGUGACCAGGAGCCCCGCCCCCUCCCUAUGUGAGCCCGCAGGCCACAGGUCUUUCUCC
Messenger RNA from Dipodomys ordii (Ord's kangaroo rat), 1560 nucleotides. It is a transcript of the gene Itfg2, whose product is annotated as integrin alpha FG-GAP repeat containing 2. The transcript is spliced from 12 exons. The record is from RefSeq and is a predicted model, not a curated record. Gene Ontology annotation, cellular component: KICSTOR complex. Gene Ontology annotation, biological process: regulation of TOR signaling. NCBI's taxonomy places the organism in Eukaryota, Metazoa, Chordata, Mammalia, Rodentia, Heteromyidae. Bases 53 to 1387 code for a protein of 444 amino acids.